Molecule: messenger RNA, 441 nt
Organism: Salvia hispanica
Lineage: Eukaryota; Viridiplantae; Streptophyta; Magnoliopsida; Lamiales; Lamiaceae
Source: RefSeq, a predicted model, not a curated record
AUGACGGGCUUGUUGCCGGGGAGGAUGGUGGCAGAGCCGGACCAGCAGCCAAACUGGUUGAAGGGUUAUGAAGGGAAGAUGGCGGGCUCUAAGGCGUGCCAGUUUAUCAGGCAGCUUGCCUAUGCCGGACCCGCUGAUAUAUUCGACGAAUACCUACAGUUGGGUGAAACAACUGCUCUGACGGCGCUGAGGCAGUUUUGUAAUUGUAUCCAGACCAUCUUCGGUCCGGAGUAUCUACGGAAGCCAAAUGCCGAUGAGUGCCAGAGAUUGAUAGAUAUGCACGGGCGAGUGCAUAAUUUUCCGGGGAUGAUGGGCAGCAUCGAUUGCAUGCACUGGGAGUGGAGGAACUGCCCGGUUCCUUGGAAGGGGCAGUUCACAUCUGGAUUCAAAGGAAGACACCCAACAAUGAUACUGGAAGCUGUUGCUGACUACCGACUGUGA